CUUAUUUAAGAAUCCAAUAUCUUCGGUGUAUUGUCAAAAUUAUUGUCAAAAUUAUUCCCAAAUUUCAGUAAAGAAAUCGCGAGUCGUUUCUUUCUAAAAAGUACCUUCUGAAACAAGUACAUGGCAGAAAGAGAUUAUCAAAGUAUUAUUGAAUUUUCUUGCGUUUUUUGGAUCGUUCGUGGGCUAUUAAAAUGACAGCCUUAAAGAGGAGAGAAUCUGCGAUUAAUCUUGUUAUUAUGACGAUCAGCUCGUUGACCGACUAGUGGGGAUGUAUGUAAAUCACCUACUCCCAAAAAUAGAUCGGAAGUUCGGCGUGAUUGGUUAGUUUUGAAUAAGUGCUCUUUUAUUGGUGAAAAUGACGUCAAAUGCAUUCUUAGUAGUUCUUACAACGAAUUUUUUGUCUCGAAUAUCACUCGUUGCUACCCGGUUGAUCACAAGAUAUGAGAUACGGAUCGGACCGUAAAGAUUUAUAUGAAGUCUCCGGGCGCUGAUCACGAUUUUCACACUUGAAAAUGGGAGAUAUGAAAGCUAAAGAAAACACUCACAAACCACUCGAGGAAGUUGUCCUGUCAACUUCUUGUCAGCUGAACAGAAAGCGAUUUUCAGGGGCCCAGAGUUUUGAUGUGCCAUCGAGAAAUUAUGUGACUAAGAAACCUAACCUUUACUUGACAGAGAAAAGAAGUCCCAGUUUCCGUUCAAUGCACGGCGACUCAAACGGAUUGUCAAAGAGUAUGGUCGAUUUGCCGUCACGAAAUCUGAACGGUUUUCGAAAGAGCGUCAUGUUCGAAGAGGAUAUUUUUGCUCACAAGGAGAUGUUGCAACGGGCUCGGAAUCGCUUUAAGGAACUAGAACUGAAGUAUCCUGAAAUUUUCAAGAACUCUUCCAGAACGUCUUCGUUUUCUUCAUCUGGUUCAAAUCAGCCUAAUGGAAGCAUCGAUCGCUCUCAAUCGCUCGACCCGAAAUCAGUUGAGCAUCAAGAAAUACAAACAACGAAAUCAGAUAUAUUACAAGUGCUUCGAAGUGGAACAAACGAUCAGAGUUCCACUGUUGUUGCCACCACAUCAAGACGGAGGCCUCCUCCUCUUUCGGUAGCUAUGAAACUGCAUAACCUCGAGGAUAGUUGCGAUAGUGCGUUUGAUGAUAUCGACCGCGAGUCGGUACAUUCAAAAACGUCCCAUGAACCGACGCCGACCUCAAUUAGCAAAAAUCACUUUCUUUACCCAGGAGAGAGCAUGGAGUCAGACAAGGACAGUGGAAUAUCUACAGAUCGUCCAUGUACUCCAAAUUCAAGGUCUUCCAGGCCUACAAGAUGGGAAGAUCCACAACAAAGCGGCCAACAAUCUUAUCCGUCUACUCGAUCGAAGUCACUGAGUUUGACAGCCUUGCCGUUGACAAAUUCUCUGGAGUAUGCUAGCUUCGACUCUGAGAGUCAGAGGAGUCGAAGUGUGGAUCGACGAGGAAUUCUUAAAUCUGUGGCCUACAGAAAUCAGGAAAUUAAGACGGAAAGCUUUGAUAUCGCACCAAGUUCAAGCAAUUCUUCUCUAAACUGUCAACGGAGUCGAAGCGGAUCUUUGACUGAAGGUGUGAGAAGAGGUUCAAGCAUUUAUCGCAGGAACAUCUUUUUGCAAAGUCGCAGUUUUAGUGGGAGCCAAGAUGAGACAGAUUCUGAUGCAGAGACAGUGUGUAGUGUUCAAAGUGAGUAUAUUUUGCGGCCCCACAUGUCAGCGCGUGACAGAUAUUUCAGCACAUAUCAGCUCAAUACCAUUUCUGAAGGAGAACCUAGAGACUUGAUCAGAACCCAGAAAUGGAGAAGCAUGCCUGAGCUAGGUAGAAGUCACAGUCUUGGAAAUGUGUCUUUCUAUGGAGACUCUUUAGCUGCCGGUUUUGAUGAAGAUAGGAAGAAAAAGAAGAAACGAAAGUUUGGUCGCCGAUCUGGUCUAUAUGUUGUAAAUGACAUGCCAGUGAGUGAAAAACCCAGGUUGUCCAUUGACAAAGGCAAGAGUAAAACAAAAAGUUCAUCAAUAUUCCUUAAGAAUAAGUCAAAGAAAGAAUCUUCACACAUUAAUGAGCUGACAAAGAAAUGGUUUGACUCUACAACUGCUGUGAGUCGGCCAACAGGAGGCCAGAGUUUGGGUAGAAUAGUAGCCAUGCGGGAAGAUCUUGGAAGUGCUUAUGUCUUGGAAUUACAUAGGAGUUCUGGAGGAUUAUUUGGGUUUUUUAUUCAAAAGGGUUAUCAGCAGUACAAGAAAGGGGUGUUUGUUAGUCGAAUAAUGGACUGUGCCUCUUCAAAGUUUAUGGCUGGUCUGUUAAAUCCUGGAGAUGAGAUCCUUGAUAUAAAUGGAGAAAGUACUGCAAGCAAGACAAUGUCAGAAGUACACAAUAUUCUUGCAAAUUCAGACAAACUUGUUUUGACUGUGUUACCAUUUCUUGGACGUAAGGAUUGGUAACCAUUGCAAAGUUCUUUGGAAAAUGAAGAACUGAAAUUUAUCUCUUGCAUAACUUAUUAACGAUUUGUUUUAAUGACAGUUUGAUGACAGACAACCAAAUUGAACUGGUUUGGAUACAGUAUGACUCUCGUAGUUGUAAAUUAUUUCACAGUGAGUGUGACAACAUACCAAGGUUAUUGCAUAGAUUUUCAGUGUGGGUAACAUUUUAGUUGCAAAUUAAAAAGGUGGAAAAUUCAUAUUAAUGUUAAGAUUUUGACCUUGAGUAAAUUUUUCAAUUAAUUUAAUUAGGAAAACUUGAGAAAAAAUAGGAAUGGGCUUGAUUGUGUUCCAAAUAAGUGCUCUCUAAUGGGAGGUCUGUCACAGUUAAUGCAAUUUUGUUAAUUUUUCAUAAUUUUUUAAAAUUGGUCUUUUGCAGAUUCCUCACCACAACAAUUUUUUCUGUCCUUAAUUGUUCUCAUUCCUUUGUUAUCAAAGUUAUGCUUCCCAGUCACAGAGGUCUAAUUAGUCCACUGAACUCUGGAUUGAAAAGGGUUGAGUUUGAAAUUGUGUUUAUGUUCUCUACUCUCACACAACCCAGGGCCGAGUUGUUCAAAGCUGGGUUAAGAUAACCUGGAGUUAGUGUGAAAUUUGAUUUUAGAUUUGAAAGCUUGAAGAGCCAAUUCAGUUUAAUUCUUUUUUACUACAAUUUGAUAAUUGAAUGCUCUAAAAAAAAUGGCUAAAAUUAUUCCAAAAUGGCUUUUGAACAGAGAAAUAUAGAAACCUGGAUUAAAAUCUAACCCUGGGUUAGCACUAAUUGGCCUCUGAACAACUGGGUCCAGGAGUAUAUGUUAAUAACUGCUGUGUGGCUGGGAGACAUAAUAAAAAUAUGAGAGUAACAAGACAUCUUGCUCAGCUGGAAGUAGCCAUACUGUGGGAUAAGCUUUGGCAGGGAAGCCAGGGCCUCUGACUUGAAAGCUAACUUCUGUAUUUUGGUGUUUUUCUUUCUUACUAAAGUAAUGUUUUGAGGUUUUCCUUUAUUUAUGUUACAAUGGAAAAUUUAAUGUAUCAAGAAAUGGUACCUUGGAGGACUAAUACCUUUCAUUGUAAAUAUUUAUUUAUUUUUACAACAAAUCAUGAAUUAAUUUAU
Molecule: messenger RNA, 3573 nt
Organism: Pocillopora damicornis (cauliflower coral)
Lineage: Eukaryota; Metazoa; Cnidaria; Anthozoa; Scleractinia; Pocilloporidae
Biological process (GO): centrosome cycle
Molecular function (GO): protein binding
Source: RefSeq, a predicted model, not a curated record